Molecule: messenger RNA, 5898 nt
Organism: Vicia villosa (hairy vetch)
Lineage: Eukaryota; Viridiplantae; Streptophyta; Magnoliopsida; Fabales; Fabaceae
Product: formin-like protein 20
Exons: 17
Coding region: 529-5058 (1509 amino acids)
Source: RefSeq, a predicted model, not a curated record
ACCACGUCGUAUGAGUUUCCAUUAAACACCAGAGCUUCCCCAAACAUGUUGUCUAUUAUCCGCUCUCUCCCAACUUCUUGUUCCAGAAAAUAAAAGACACAGACAAAGACACAUUCUAUCUUUUCCUUUUCACUCCAUUUUCUCCAUUUUUUUUUUCUCUCCUUAAUUAUUUUUUUAAAAAAAGGUUUUUUUCACCUUUUUUCUAACAUACGUACUUCAACUUCACUUCAAAUCAAAUCUUAGUUUUUUCCUUCUACAAUUCUUACCCCUAGAUUUUCUCAUCUUUCAUCUUCCUUUUUUGGUAUUCUCAAUUAUUUGACCUUAUCAACUCAUCUACUUUCUAUCUCUUCUUCAAUCUUCACUUCCUCCUCUGAAUUCCUCAUUUCUGGAUUCUACUGGAGUUGGAUUGAACUGGGUAUUGCCAAGAUCUACACCAUCGUUUGUUUUGGGUUUAAAGUUUUGAUCUUUGUGCUUUACCAAACUGAAUUACCGGUUUGGAUCUGGUCAAGGUAGAAACAGCGCCGUCCCAUGGCGCUGUUCAGAAGGUUCUUUUACCGGAAGCCGCCGGAUCGCCUUUUGGAGAUCUCUGAGAGGGUUUAUGUUUUUGAUUGUUGCUUCUCCCCGGACGUAUUGGAAGAAGGUGAAUACAAAGUUUAUAUGGGGGGAGUUGUAGCUCAGCUACAAGAUCACUUUCCGGAUGCUUCUUUCAUGGUGUUCAACUUCAGAGAAGGGGAGAGGCGCGCUCAAGUCUCAGACAUACUUUCUCAGUAUGACAUGACAGUUAUGGAGUACCCUCGGCAAUACGAGGGUUGUCCUCUUCUGCCUUUAGAAAUGAUCCAUCACUUUCUUCGAUCAAGUGAAAGCUGGUUGUCUGUGGAGGGGCAACAGAAUGUGCUUUUGAUGCAUUGUGAAAGGGGAGGAUGGCCUGUGCUGGCAUUCAUGCUAGCAGGUCUUCUGUUAUACCGGAAACAGUACAGCGGGGAGCAAAAGACUCUUGAAAUGGUCUACAAGCAAGCUCCCCGAGAACUGCUCCACCUUUUAACUCCGUUGAACCCGCAACCUUCUCAGUUCAGAUACCUUCAGUAUAUUUCCAGGAGACAUCUGGGUUCUGAGUGGCCGCCGUCUGACACACCGUUGUAUCUGGACUGUCUGAUUCUUAGAGACCUUCCAAUAUUUGAUGAUGGAAAAGGUUGCAGACCUGUUGUGCGUGUUUAUGGUCCGGACCCUUCAAAACCUGCCAAUAGAAGUUCGAAGCUUCUUUUCUCAACCUCAAACUCCAUAAAGCAUGUUCGACACUAUCAACAGGCAGAGUGUAUGCUUGUGAAGAUUGAUCUCCGUUGUCGUGUUCAAGGCGAUGUGGUUCUUGAGUGCAUAAAUUUAAACGAAGAUUCUACUAGUGAGGAGACGAUGUUUAGAAUUAUGUUCCAUACUGCAUUUGUGCGGUCAAAUAUAUUGAUGCUGAGCCGUGAUGAAAUUGAUAUUUUAUGGGAUGCUAAGGAUCAAUAUCCCAAGGACUUCAAAGCAGAGGUGCUUUUUUUGGACGCUGAUGCUGUUAUACCUGAUCUGAACACAGUAACGGCGGUGAGUCAAGAUGCAAAUGAAACAGAAAGUGCUUCACCUGAGGAAUUCUAUGAAGUGGAAGAGAUUUUCAGCAAUGCAGCUGAUGUGCAGGAAAGUAAGGCAGAGGAUAAUUCUCAUACCUUUCAUGACAAUGCAGUGACUGAUGGAAAUCAUAAAAGGAUCUGGAGGGAGGAUUCAGGUCCUCAAGCUUUUCAGGAUUGCACGCCAGAUGAUGGGAUUCACACACAGGCUGGAAAGAUGGAUUCCGACGUUAAUGCUGUGAAAGAUAUCUCUGUUGAUGAUGCGAGCACGGAUUCAAAUCCUCAGGCAGUGAAGGAUAUUGCCGUGGAUGAUGGAGAAAUUAAGUCAGCUUCCACUGCCAUAACUUAUGAUAUGAAGAUACCUCUGGAAACAAAGGAAAUCAUUGAGGAUGCUAAUCGGGGAUCGGCAAUUAUGCAGGACAAAUAUGAUGAAGAAGAUAAUGAAGUAACAGAAAAGGAAUUAGAUUACAAGGAAGGGCAGCCCAUGCCUGAUAGUUCCAAACAAAAAUCUGGUAAACUACUUCCAUCUACUGCUAAGAAACAAAUUCCAUCAAACUCAAAGCCAGGAGAUACUGUUGGAAAACAAAAGGUUAAAGAAACCACUGCUUUUCAGGCAAAACAAGCUAAACCAACUGCAGUGACGAGGUGGAUUCCUUCUAACAAGGGUUCUUACACGAAUUCAAUGCAUGUAUAUUAUCCACCAUCAAGGAUUAAUAGUGCACCACCUGGACUGUCAAAUAUAACCACUUCAAAGGAGAAAAUGGACGAUAACAAAACAAAAUCCUUAGCUGCUCCAUAUGGCUCUGCAACAGCUGUUUCUGCUGACAUGAAAAAUGACUUGAAAAGUCGGAAGGUGACCACUUCAAAAUCUUUCGGCCAAGUAGUAUCAGAAAUUGAUGCAAAAUGUCCAUUAUCGCCGCCAUCAGUUAAAGAGACAUCUCUUAAGACAGCAAGUCAAGUACAAGAACAGAGCUCAGAGCAAUUGCUACAGCCUCCCGCACAGCGUCCUAUUCCUCCUCCUCCUCCUCCACCACCACCACCUUUGCCACCACCCUUCACAUCAUUUAGUAGACAAGACAUUAGGGUGAAUUUACAGCCUGCAACUUCUCCCCCACCUCCACCUCCGCCACCACCUCAACCCUCCUGGAAGUCUGUGGCUUCAUCAAUAGUUGCAAGCAAUGGAAUUACAUCAAGAUUUUCUGAAGUACCUACUGUAGUGGCCCCAUUAAGGCGUCCUCCACCACCACCAUUCCUCCCUCCAUGGCACGAAGUUUCAACCGUUCCUCCACCACCAUCAACAGUACCUCCUGCAGAGCAUGGAUCAUCAAUUCCUCGUUCUCCUCCUCCCCCCUCAUUUCCCAUGUCUUCAACAAGCACGUCUCCAACUACAUCUCAAAAAGCUCCACCUCCACCUCCACCCCCACCUCCUCCACCCUUUAAUUCAUAUACAAGUUCACCUACACCACCUCUACCUCCAACUUCUUUUCGUAAUGCUCCACCACCUCCGCCUCCACCUCCUUUUACUAAUGCUCCACCACCACCUUUUACUAGGACUCCACCAGCACCACCUCCACCUCCUCCACCCCCUUUUAGUACAUCUCAUUCUGCACCCCCUCCUUUUACUAGAGCUCCACCACCCCCACCUCCACCUCCUCCAAUGUCUAGAGCCCCUCCCCCUCCUCCAAUGUAUGGAGCCCCUCCUCCUCCGCCUCCUCCAAUGUAUGGAGCCCCUCCUCCUCCGCCUCCACCGAUGUCUAGAGCCCCGCCACCUCCACCUCCUCCGAUGCAUGGAGCACCACCACCACCACCACCACCACCAUUUCCUGGUGGUCGAGGCCCGCCACCACCACCACCACCUCCUGGUGGCAGAGGACCGCCACCACCACCACCACCACCUCCCGGUGGUCGAGGAGGCCCGCCACCACCACCACCACCUCCCGGUGGUCGAGGAGGCCCGCCACCACCACCACCACCUCCCGGUGGUCGAGGAGGCCCGCCUCCACCCCCUCCUCCUGGCGGUCGAGGAGGCCCGCCUCCACCCCCUCCUCCUGGCGGUCGAGGAGGCCCGCCUCCACCUCCUCCUCCUGGUGGUCGAGGAGGCCCACCUCCUCCACCUUUUCCUGGUGGUGCACCUCCACCACCUCCGCCCUUGGGUUCUAAAGGUGCAAAUGUUGGAGCUGACCUAAACGGGAGAGGGCGUGGAUAUGCCCGCCCUGCUGCAGUGGCACCUCGACGAUCCUCCUUAAAGCCUUUACAUUGGAGUAAGGUUACGAGGGCACUGCAAGGAAGUUUAUGGGAAGAAUUACAAAGACAUGGAGAACCGCUAAUUGCACCAGAGUUUGAUGUUUCGGAGCUAGAGAAACUUUUCUCUACAAAUGUUCCAAAACCCACCGAUACAAAAUCUGGAGGGAGGCGCAAGUCUACUGGAUCUAAACCCGACAAAGUUCAAUUGGUUGACCUAAGGAGGGCUAAUAAUACGGAAAUCAUGCUUACUAAGGUUAAGAUGCCACUCCCUGAUAUGAUGGCUGCAGUACUAGCUUUGGAUGAGUCAGUAUUAGAUGUUGAUCAGGUGGAAAAUCUCAUUAAGUUUUGUCCUACCAAAGAGGAAAUGGAACUUUUGAAGGCAUACACUGGCAACAAGGAGAACUUGGGAAAGUGUGAACAGUUUUUUUUGGAGCUGAUGAAGGUGCCAAGGGUGGAGUCAAAGUUAAGAGUUUUCGCUUUCAAAAUUCAGUUUCAGGCUCAGGUUACAGAAUUUAGGAAGAGUUUAAACACGGUAAACUCUGCCUGUGAAGAGGUCCGAAGAUCCACCAAACUGAAGGAUAUCAUGAAGAAAAUUCUUUUUUUGGGCAAUACAUUGAAUCAGGGAACGGCAAGGGGAGCUGCAGUUGGAUUUAAGUUGGACAGUCUUUCAAAGCUCACCGAUACUCGCGCUUCUAACAAUAAGAUGACAUUAAUGCAUUAUCUCUGCAAGGUACUAGCUGAAAGGUCGCCUGGACUUCUUGAUUUUCACAAAGAUCUCGUUAGUCUGGAAGGCGCCACUAAGAUACAAUUGAAAUCAUUAGCUGAAGAGAUGCAGGCAAUCACCAAGGGAUUAGAAAAGGUUAAACAAGAGCUUGCUGGAUCAGAAAAUGAUGGACCCGUAUCCGAAGUUUUCCGUAAGACAUUGAAAGGAUUCAUUACUGUAGCUGAGUCAGACGUGGCAGAUCUAACAAAAUUAUAUUCUACAGUGGGUAAAAAUGCUGAUGCACUUGCACUGUAUUUCGGUGAGGAGCCUUCUCGAUGCCCAUGCGAGCAAGUUACCGCAACUCUAUUAAAUUUUAUAAGGUUGUUCCGAAAAGCACAUGAAGAGAAUUGCAAACAAGCAGAAUUAGAGAAAAAGAAAGCUGAGAAAGAGGCUGAGAUGGAGAAGGCUAAGGGCGUUAAUUUAACAAAAAAGAGUGGGAAAGAUAGUUGAUGACUAGGUUUUCUGCUCCUUUGCACCGACAACCUGCUCUUACCGAAGAGCGGGAAUCCAACCACGCCAGGUGAAUGCUUCUGAGGCCAGUUUUGACAUACGACUUUCGAAGCUUCUCUUUCCACGACGAUGAUGUGGGAAUGAGCCUUUCAAUCUUAUCUAUUGAAGGUGGAAUAGAAAAUUCAUGCCAGAUGGGAACCUUUGAACAUACAACAAGCUUAGGAGUUGAUUCUUUGAUGGCAUGCUGUUGAAUGAGAAUUGUAUGGCCAGUUGAUCCUUUUUGUCAGAAGACUAGUUUUGGAUUUCUGGAUCUUUCCCAAGCUAAGAGAUGCCGUGGUGGAUGUUUAUCAUGGAACUUAAGCGCUUUUUUCUUGACACGGAUGCUUACUGUGAUUGCUCAAAUAUGCAUCUGCAUCCUCCAAUGAAUGUUAUGAAAAUGAUGGAUCCAGUCCAUCUCACGACGGUUCAAGAAUUUUGUGGCAGGACAUGCUUUUUGUUGCUGUAGAACUGGCUUCGGCUUGCAUCGAUCAUUUGCCUUAUUUUGUCCAGAACCAGAGCAGAAACUUUCUGGAUUUUCCAAGCCCUGCAACUCUAGUACCAUAAAACCCUUGUACAAAGCACUAACCCUUUUCUUUAGGAUCAAAUUCUUUUUCAUCUAACAUAGAAAUUAGAUUUCUUUUUUAUGGAAAUUUUGGUAGACACCAUUCAAAAAAUUCUUGUAUAGCUUCUAGGUUGAGAGAAAAUAGAAAUCAGGCCAAUGUAUUAUUUGUAAGUUGUAACUGUAAUAUAUAAGUGAAGAGAACUAGAGAAGAUCUAAUUAGAAAUGCAAUUCAAAUUUCA